AUGGCUGCGAAACAAACGGAAGACGAGCGCGGAAUGCAGGAGCCGCCAUUUUUAGAUGCGGAAAGCAAUGAACAGAAAGCGGACAACGAAGAGAGCGACGAGAAAAAAACGGUUUUCAAGAGUCAGAGUUUGGCUUUGCAUCCGUAUGACAUAGGACGACUGAUCCCGGAAUAUUCGGAGGGGGACGGUGUCUGCAAGUGGUUGCGAAGAAUCGACCAUUUUCGAGCGAUUUACGGAUGGUCGGAACAAAUGUGUUUGCUGUACGCUUCAACUCGGCUGGCAGGUGCAGCAGCGAAUUGGUAUCGACGGCAGGAGGAGUGGAUUUUCAAUUGGCGACAGUUUAAGAAUCAAAUUGUUGUUGCAUUUCCCGAAACGUAUGACGAGGCAGAUGUUCAUCGCGAGCUGGAAGCAGUGAAAAUCGAAAAGGGUGAAUCAUACGAAUCGUACGUGUACCGUGUGGAUGCAAUCGCACAGAAGGGCGAUUUCAGCAUGUCAGCAACGUUGAAAUACAUUAUCAAAGGAUUACGUCAUGAUAAAGUCUACGGCAGCUUGCUUUCGAAACAAUGUACGGAUACGCUGGAAUUGUUGCGGCACAUAAAAUGGGUUGCAUCGAACAUAGAAAUGAUACCGCCAGUUGUUUCAAAACAAACAAAGAAUACACUGUCACCAGGAACAGACGUCAUUUGUUACAAUUGUCGGGAACAAGGACAUCGAUCGUUGAACUGUCCCAAACCGCAACGCAGAGAACGAUGCAACAAGUGUCUUCGUGUUGGCCAUACAUCUGCUAUGUGUGAUGUCCGUUACGGGGCAUCCCGACCGACACAGCAAACGACAUUCAACCGACCCGACGGAGUAAAACGAACCACUACGAAUGCCGUCUUUGAGGGGCUUGAUCCAGAUAACCAAAUAACGGUGAAUCAGGCAUCUCAACAGCAAAUUGAAGUCGAAGCUGCCGGAGAGCGUAUUCGAGCUAUGGCUUUGUUCGAUACAGGUAGCUAUACCAAUCUAAUUAAGAUCAAACUAUUGCCUAACGACCUGCUGCUGAAUGUAGCUAGGGAAGAUGUCGUCGGUAUAAAUGGCACGAAAGUGCGAAUCCUGGGCCAGUUUGAAACUGCACUGUUUGUGAUGGGGAAGAUUUAUCGAGUGCAUUUUUUGGUUGUGUCUGAUGACACCAUGCAAAUAGAUAUAAUUUUGGGCAGAAGUUUUUUGAUUGACAAUUGUAUACAACGGUUAUAUUUAACACCUGCCGGUACAAGUGAAACCAAAAAUGAUGAGUGGUUCAUGUUGGGUGAUAUUGACGAACAGUGUAUGUUGGACGAUAGUUCCGUAUUGGGGGUAGACUUGAACGUGGGUGACGAUGCAGAAACGUUGUCAUACCGUACUCAAUUGGAGAACCUAGUACAACAAAGUUAUUUAAAACGGCCGAGACCAUAUAGGCCUUUGGUCCGGUUUGAUGCAGAAAUUCGGUUGAAAGAGAAUAAGGUCUUUUCGUCUUCUCCACAACGUCUUAGUGUAUUUGAGAGAACGGAACUUGAUAAGAUUGUUUCCGAUUUGCUUCAACAAGGUAUCAUCCGCGAAAGCGAUUCUCCUUACACAUCACGGGUGGUUUUAACACGGAAAAGAAAUAAUACUUUUCGAAUGUGCGUGAACUAUAAGCCGCUGAAUAAAAUCGUGGAGAGAAAUCACUUCCCUAUGCCUGUUAUCGAAGAUCAAGUAGCUAAACUUCAGGGUAAGCGAUACUUCACUUCACUUAAUCUUAAAAAUGGUUUUUACCACGUCGGUUUGACUGAAGAGUCGAAAAAGUAUACGUCGUUUGUUACUGACAGUGGACAGUAUGAAUUCAAUCGUUUACCCUUUGGAUAUGCUAAUUCGCCUGCAAUAUUUGUAAAUUUCAUAACAAAGGUUUUGGAGCGGUUCAUAAAGGACGGUCGAGUAAUAGUGUUCAUUGACGAUAUGCUCAUCGCUUCUGAAACGAUAAGUGAACACUUUGAAACGUUAAAAGAGGUGCUUGAAACUCUCGCAGAUAAUCAUUUGGACCUUCAGUUCGCCAAGUGCCAGUUAUUGAAAACCCAGAUUGAAUACCUAGGAAAGUUUAUUCAGGGUUUCAACGUACAGGCUGCGCAACUAUAUGAACUAUUGAAAGAAGAUAGGGAAUUUGAAAUGUCCACUAAUCAUAUACAAGCCGUUGAGAGUCUUAAAAAUGCGUUGAUUUCUAAGCCGGUUUUACGAAUAUAUUCACCGAAUGCGGAAACCGAGCUGCACACUGAUGCGUCGUCUUUAGGAUUCGGCGGUGUUUUGUUGCAGCGACAGAGCGAUGACGGUUUAAUGCAUCCCGUUAUGUAUCAUAGCCGUAAAACAACCGUUGCUGAAUCGAAGUUGCACAGUUUUGAGUUGGAAACUCUUGCGAUUGUUUACUGCCUACAAAGAUUCCGGACCUACUUGUUUGGUUUGGAGUUCAGUGUGGUAACUGACUGUAACUCUCUAAAACAAACCUUGGAGAAAAAGGAUAUAAAUCCAAAGAUUUCACGCUGGGCUUUGUACCUGGAACAGUACAAUUUCACAAUUGUUCAUCGCCCAGGAGCGCGAAUGCAGCAUGCAGAUGCUCUAUCUCGUUCGCAUGUUCAUGUACUGAUGGAAGAAGAGUGCUCCUCGAAUAUUUUUGAAGAUGCAUUGUAUGUUGCGCAACUUCAUGAUUCCGAAGUUACGAAGAUUAAGGAUUCUUUAUAUGAUCAACCAUUAAAAGACUAUGAAAUUAGGAAUGCUAUAUUGUACAAGGUUUCGGGAAACAAGUCAUUGGUUUACGUUCCGGAGAAAAUGAUACCAUCGGUCAUAAAUAAAUUCCAUAACCAGAUGGGGCAUUUCGGCGUAGACAAAGUAUGUGAGUUGAUCAAAAGAACAUACUGGUUUCCUAAAAUGCGCGAGCGAGUACAACAACAUGCAAAGUCUUGUGUCACUUGUAUUGCCUAUAAUCCCAGAAACAAACGAUUCGAUGGAAAUCUUCAUGAUGUAGAGAAGCCCAAAGUACCCUUUGAGGAUCAGAACAACAUCAGCAAUAGAGAUUUGAGCAGUCUUCGAGAAGAAGCUAGUCAAAGUAUGCAAAAAGAACAUCAGUACAACAAACGUGUUUAUGACAGUCACUGCAAGAGAAAUACACAGUACCAGCAAGGAGAUUUAGUUAUGUUACGGAGGACGAAUGUAGUGGGAGAAAGGAGCAAGCUCAAGCCAAAGUUUCGGGGUCCUUAUGUGGUUAAAAAGGUACUCGAUAAUAAUCGUUAUGUGGUAGCUGAUCUGGAUAAUUAUCAAGUCUCAAGCAUUCGUUUUGAGGGAAUUUUUGAUCCUUUAAAUAUGCGACUCUAUCAAAAAGCUGAAAACCAUUCGGAGAACAUGGAAUCAGACACUGAAUACGAAGAUAUAGAAUAUUUAGAAGAUGAAGAAGAUGAUUAG
Molecule: messenger RNA, 3444 nt
Organism: Topomyia yanbarensis
Lineage: Eukaryota; Metazoa; Arthropoda; Insecta; Diptera; Culicidae
Exons: 3
Coding region: 1-3444 (1147 amino acids)
Molecular function (GO): zinc ion binding; nucleic acid binding
Source: RefSeq, a predicted model, not a curated record